This is a messenger RNA of Eriocheir sinensis (Chinese mitten crab), 1717 nucleotides long. RefSeq names its product carboxypeptidase B-like. The transcript has 9 exons. NCBI's taxonomy places the organism in Eukaryota, Metazoa, Arthropoda, Malacostraca, Decapoda, Varunidae. Gene Ontology annotation, molecular function: zinc ion binding; metallocarboxypeptidase activity. Gene Ontology annotation, biological process: proteolysis. The record is from RefSeq and is a predicted model, not a curated record. Bases 93 to 1328 code for a protein of 411 amino acids.
AGAGGGCAAAGGUUUGAAAGUACCCUUUGAGCCAGCUGAUGCUGAUGCUCAGGGUAUAAAAGGCCCGCCGGCGGGGCUAGCCGGCACUCACCAUGCGCGCCACGGUCUUGCUGCUGCUGGGGCUGGCCGCCCUAGCCUCGGCCGACACCACCUCCUACCAUGGGCACCGGCUGGUCAGCGUCCUGCCGCACACGCAGGCGGGGGUGGACCUGGUGAACGCCCUCGUCAAGACUCAUCACGUGCAGGAAUGGACCCACGCACGUGGCCCUGGCGUGCCUGUGGACCUGCUGGUGCCGCCGCGGAGCUUCGAGGCUCUGGUCAGCACCAUGAACAGGAACGGCAUUUCUGUCACCGUCAAGAUUGACGACGUCCAGGCAGUCAUCGACCAGCAGAUGGAGGAGCACCGCGCCCGCAAGAGUGCGUCUCGGGCCUUCGACCACACGCAGUAUCACACGCUGGAGGAGAUCUAUUCCCUCCUGGACGAAGUGGAGGCUGGCUCUUCCCUCGUGACCACGUACACGGCCGGCACCACCUACGAGGGCAGGGACAUCCGCGUCGCUAAGGUGUCUACAGGCGGCACGAAGCAGACCAUCUGGAUCGACUGCGGCAUCCACGCCCGCGAAUGGAUCUCUCCGGCCACGUGUCAGUACAUCCUGGACCAGCUGACCUCAGGCUACGGCAGCGACAGCGAGGUCACGGCGCUGCUCGACACAUACGACUUCCACGUCAUGCCCUCGGCUAACCCAGACGGCUACGACUUCACGUGGACAAGCGAUCGCUUUUGGCGCAAGAACAGAGUUCCUUAUGAAGGAAUUCUCAGUUGUCACGGCACCGACCCGAACCGUAACUUCAACUCCUCCUUCGGUGGCCCCGGCACAUCUGACAGCCCUUGCUCCGACAUUUAUCACGGUCCUUCGCCUUUCUCAGAGAAGGAGUCUCAAGCAGUCCGUGACGCCCUCUCGGCCCUGGACACGAAGAUUUACUUCUCCAUCCACUCGUACUCGCAGCUGUGGAUGACUCCGUACGGCUACACAUACACCCUGCCCGCCAACUACGACGAGCAGUACCGCGUGUCCGGCAUCGGCGUGGCGGCGUUGGAAGCAGUCCACGGCACCCAAUACGAGUACGGCACUAUUGCGGACGUCAUCUACCAGGACUCGGGAUCGAGCUCUGACUGGGUCUACGACGGGUGGGGCAUUCAGUACUCCUUCUCCCUGGAGCUGAGGGACACCGGGAACUACGGCUUCCUGUUGCCUGCAGAACAGAUCAUCCCUACGGGAGAGGAAACCUGGGCAGGCAUGAUAGCCGCCAUCAACGCCGUCAUUUAACCUAAUACAGUCAAUCACACACCUCCAAGCUUCUCCAUCACAACUGCGGCUUCACGAUGGCUGCAGCACAGACUAUCUUGAAGGGAGAAGACAUAUGGACAUAAACCAUCACCGCCUUCAACUCCGCCAAUUAGUUAGCUGUGGGUGACGCCCGGAGCGACGUGUCUCAGAGAAUUCCUUCUUUGCCACCAAAACUGUGUAGACACUCCAAAGUAUUUUGUCGUGGGAAGAGAAAUGGCCAGAAAAAUAAAAUAUACUUUGAUACAUUAAACGACAUUAAAGAUUGGAUUAAUGACCUUCAGUGUCAUGGGUGGAAAGUACUUUCUCAUGGGGAUAGAAGGGUUACCAGAAAGACAAAAAUGUAUGUUGGCACUUAAAAGAGAAUAAUG